Molecule: messenger RNA, 369 nt
Organism: Aspergillus terreus NIH2624
Lineage: Eukaryota; Fungi; Ascomycota; Eurotiomycetes; Eurotiales; Aspergillaceae
Exons: 2
Coding region: 1-369 (122 amino acids)
Source: RefSeq, a predicted model, not a curated record
AUGAAGCCGAUAACUACCGCUGCCAUUAUUGCAAUUUUGGCAUCUCAGGCCCACGCCUUCAAUCAUGUGUGGUAUUGGUGUGGCAAGUCUACUACUACGUGUGAGAAUGAGGGAAAGCCGUGGAAUGGAGUUUAUCCGACCUACGACUGCGGACAUAAAUUAAAAUGGGACAACUAUCGGCAAGCUUAUGGAAAGUGGUAUCAAAGUACGGAUGAGUGGGACGACUGGGAAAAGAAGGGCGGGUUUAAAGACUGCUGUCAUGCGGCUGGGAAGGGCGCUUGCUACAGUUAUCAAGAGGAGAGAGUAGACAGAGAGACUCUGCUAUCUGCUGUCACCAUCGCAUGCUUUUCUGAACCCGGUUCUACGUAA